AUGUCGGCCGAAAAGAGUAACGAUAGUAAAGGCAAAGAGAUCGAUAAAAUCAAACGUCGUCAUAAAACUGACGACACUAUUGCAACAGGGUUAUUAAAUGGUAGUGAAGAUAUAGUGCGUUUUACUAAAAUGGAAGUUCUCAAUGAUCGGACGGGAAAGCCAACAGAACUGCAGCUUCAAGGCAAUUCUCAUUUGAUGUCUAGUACCACUAGUAGUUUGGCGGAUACACCUGGCGAUUCUGGCGUACAGUGUUUAGAUAGUGAUGCCUCUGAAGCGACAAGUCAGGCUCUUAUGUCUCAUAGCUUAAUUGGAACAGAGGAAUUAGCCUGUGACAGUAUUUAUGAUGCAGCACCGUCUGGUUCCCAAGAUAUGAUCAAGAGUACGAGUAGUAGUAUAAUGACGCGAAGUGAUAUCGACAAUCAAAAUACUGGCGCACCUGAUGACAUUGUUCCUGAACUUCUAAUUGAAACGAAUAAGAAGCCCUGCUAUGAAAAUUUACCUGAUGUAGUAUUGAAAGCUUUAGAGUGUGAGAAAGUAUCAACAGAAGAAGUGAAAAAAUCUGCUCUAAGAUCCAGUGAACCCAAAAAAUCACACUCUGAAGAUAUUGUAUAUAGGCGGAGGUGUAGGAAAAAGUCACAAAGUGGACCCAGUUCACAAAAGAAGCGUGUAUCAUUUCAUGAAGAUAUUCUUAAUAAUACCAAAACUGAUAAUAUUCAUAUUGAAAGAGGCUUUAUUUCUUAUGGACCAGACAGUGCAUAUUGUGAUAGAUUCAGACAAAGAAAUAAUGUGAGUGAUAGGUUCUCAUGGUGUGCCUCAGGUGACAGAUCACCAAAAUAUGCUGCAGAUGUUGCACAACAGACAAUGUCAGAUAUUCUUACAUAUGGCGACAGUAAACAGGAUAGAAGUGGAAUAUUUGAAUACUGUCAGGACUUUGGACAAGGCAAUGAUAAUAAUGAAGAUAAUAACAAUAAGGACAAGGAUAAUAAUAAUGAAACUAGACCAAACGGAAAGUUAUAUGGCUGUGAUUCAAAUAGUUCUGAUUCUAAUUUUAGCUGUGACUCGGAGUCGUCAAGCAGUGAAUCUUCAUCUUCAAACUCCCAUAAGACAGAAACUCCAGUUGGGAAUAGAAAAUGUGAUAAAACCCAAAAGUCCUACUCGUGUGAUGAGUUUGAAAAUAAUGCUCAUGUGGCUUUUAUGAGAAAAACCUAUUUUUCUGAGGCUGACAUAGAUCAAACUCAUAAUAGGAGGAAAAAGCCCCUAGAGGUUUCCCAGAGCCCUACUACUGUAAAAUCAGUGUUAAAAAAGAAAAGAUACAUAACAACAAAUGUUGUUGAAGAAAGAAAACAAAACAGUAAAGUGUUGAAUCUAUUAGACGCCAACAACAUUAUUGAUUCAUUGAAAAACUUCUAUAAAAACUUCAAUUUUAAUUUUACACCUGAAAAAGGAUUAUCAGAAACUAGCUUCGAGUUAAAUAGUGUUAUUGAAGCAUUACCUUGUGAUGUCAAUCAAAAUAAGAAACUUUCUAAAAGCUUAGAUUCUGGCUUUCAAAUCGAUGAUGAAGAUGACUUUGUGGAAAUUAAUUUGAACUCACAGUCUUCCGAUUUCGAAAAACCUAAAGACAUACUUACACCUUCCAAAAACCCUGUGAAAAAUGAAAGAACACCAGAGGGUUCUCCCAGGCACAAACUUACCCUAAACAUGCAGGCACAGAGUGACAAAAAAUCUUCUAAUAAGCCCGAAUCUUUACCACCCUUGAGCAAAUAUGUUGUGAACUGUGAAAGUACCGUUUAUGAACACAAGGGAGUGUCCUACAGUUACGUUCAUGACACAUUCCAGACUGCGUUUGAAGCUCCAAAAGAGUCUUUCGUUCCUAUACCAGAAUUUACUCCGGUGAAAGAACUCGUCACGAGCUCUAGUAAAUCUGAAUUAUCUCCAAAACCAGACGGCGACAGCUCUAGCCGAACAUCGACGCCCAAACGGCAAUACAACAAAAACGUACAAGACGAGACGGAACAAAAGAACGGCAUUUCCAAACAUUUGUCGUCGCCGAAGAAGCAGAACGUCAAUAGGUACUACAGCCGCAAAUCGGCAUCGACCGUGCAGAAGAGUGACGAAAACCAGCAGGCGAUUAGCGAUAAUUGCUCUAACACGGAUAACUCGACCUUGAAGGGCGCGGACGAUCUCAAUGAUGAAUUUUUCGACAGUCCGUCAAAUCAGAAGUUGCAAUCUAAUAAAUCCGCUCUGCUGAACAGGUACUUGAAGAACGUCUGCCAAAGGAAGGACCUCGAAUUGAAGAUACGCAAUAACAAGUUCUACCAGACGAAGCUGAGGCUGGAGAAGCAUUUCCCGUGCAUCGUGUACCCUUUCAAGCACGUGUCGGAAACGUUCCGCGCGUCCGCCGAGCGGAUGUCACGCCUCAUCGACAAGGAGGUGAUAGAGAACAAAAGGCUCUCGGUGCGUCUCCUCACGGCCGACGAGCCCUCGUACUUCGACAGCUUCGAAGAUAACGUCGCGAUUGAAUGCAACGAGAAACUAAGAUUGCAAAUUUUCUCACACCCCAAUGAAACUCUUAACAGGAUGAUGAAAGUCCAAUCACCAUACAACAUGGAAGAUGGAUCUUGGACGCCUCUUCUAGUGUUCAUCACGGACUAUGCGCUCUACGUAGCGAGCGUUAAGCCCGGCGGAACUGAGUAUGAUAUGAUAUGCAGAUUACCUCAUAAUGAGCUCGAUGCGAUAGCGGUUGGUCCGGAGGCCCAGUACAUCCAAGUGAUAGAUACAGCUGGCAAUAUCGCGUGCUCCGUUGUAACGGGAGAGGCAUCUUUGGGUGCGAGACUGGCGUCUUCGCUGGAGUGGAGUGCGAGAAACUCUCCGCUGCGGAUCUCGCGUCCUCCCGCUCUGCUGCCGCUUAACUGUCUCCAGCUUGCUUCCGCCGUCACGCGGCAAAGGCAUGAGAAACGGGUUCCGCCUAUCCUCUUCUACGGACGAGCAUGUUCUGGUGACACUGAAGACAGACUAAUGGAAGCUCCCGGGGCCUUCGCCCCGCCGCUCGAGGGCUACCUUAUGUGCAGGACGGAUAAGAGUAAACGAUACGAACCUUGCUACUUCCUAUUGCGAGCUGGUGUCCUACAAUGGGGUCCUCAUUCGCCCGAUGGAUCUCCUUUGCCUAAUAACAUCGCCCUACGGUCUGUAGUCGGUGUGCGACGGCAUAUAGAUUCCUCUAGAAGACCACAUUGCUUUGAGAUCGCACUGAGUGACUCAAGUAGACUAUUGCUAGCAGCUCCAGAUGACCCUACCGCAUCAUCUUGGCUUCAGUCUUUGCUUCUUCAUGCCGCCCAGUCCCUGGAGGAAAAGGAUGUUACGAAGAAAGGGGAUUUACGCUCAGGCCCACCACCAGCGUGUACGGUACUGGUGACACCUUACGAGGUGAUCAGUCUGCGAGAUACACUGGAUUUGGCUUUUGUCGCUGGCGCAGCGGCCUAUUUGAAGGACAGGGGCUCGGAGGCGCUGCUUAAAGAAUACAUAGAAGAGAUGCACGCAGAUAUAGAGAUAUUGGCUUGCGGCUCAAUCAAGAACUUGACUGCGUUUAAAAUACCAGAUACUGACGAGAAUUGGUGUUGCCUGGAAUGGAGUGUCUGCGAAGCCCGCGAGCGAGGUGCCGGUCUAGCACUAGUGUUGGCAAGCAGUAAUGAACUAGAGAGGCUCAUAGCAGCUGUCGAGAAGGCAUAUUGUGACCUAACGUGCGAGCCAUUCCCACUAAGCGUUGUGGAGGCUACAAAGUCUGCGUGCAGCACAGCACAUGCCAAGUACGAGUCUGCAUGGGUGCAUAUGCUGCCGUCGCAUCAGUAA
Molecule: messenger RNA, 3846 nt
Organism: Leptosia nina
Lineage: Eukaryota; Metazoa; Arthropoda; Insecta; Lepidoptera; Pieridae
Source: the annotation of a GenBank genome assembly